Psylliodes chrysocephalus is the source of this 1567-nucleotide messenger RNA. The record is from the annotation of a GenBank genome assembly. Lineage: Eukaryota; Metazoa; Arthropoda; Insecta; Coleoptera; Chrysomelidae.
CGACUUUUAAGAAUUGAUAACACUUUUCAGAGCAGCGGUUCAGCGUGUGUCUUAAAAUAUUUAUUUCCAAAAUUAAAAUUCGUGACUUUCAAAAUUAUUCUAUUAAUUAACUAUAAAACGCAACAACAGUAUAAAGUAAUCGUUGCAAUGUUUACUAACCUCUUCGAGGAAUAGCAGAAGGUCAAUAAUUUUCAUAUUUUCACAACAAGAAAAAUACAAAGGUUAUCUCCACUUAUGUUAAGUAGAAACAAAAGACACCAUUAGUAUAAAAACAAUAUAUAAUUAUUGUUAUUUGAAAAUUGAAUUAGAUACGGUGCAAACAUGCUGAAAUUUACGAUUCUAAUUGGUGCUUUACUGGCUAUUGGAACAGCACAUCCAUAUGGCGCUGGAGGCAAAGGAGGCUAUGGAGGUAACAGCGUAGGAGGAGGAGGAGAAAGCAGUCACGGUUAUGGAGGUUCUGCUGGACUACAUGGAAGCGGAGGUGCUGGAGGUGGACAAGGAUUUGGAGGUGGUCAUGGAUCAGUAGGUGGAUCUGGACAUGGUAAUGGCUUUGAUAGUGGUUUUGAUGGUAGCCAUGGAGCAGGUGGCUUAGGUGGAUCUGGCCAUGGAGGUGGAUUAGGUGGAUCUGGACAUGGAAGCGGUUUUGACAGUGGUUUCGAUGGUAGCCACGGAGCAGGUGGUUCAGGUGGAUCUGGACAUGGAGGCGAUUUUGACAGUGGUUUCGAUGGUAGCCACGGAGCAGGUGGUUUAGGUGGAUCUGGACAUGGAAGCGGGUUUAAAACCGGAGGUGGCCAUGGAGGAAGCACGUCAGGAAAACUCACGAAUGGAGGCAGUUUUGAUGGUGGUCACGGAGGUGGUGGAGCAGGCGGAUCUGGGUAUGGGGGCGGUUAUGAUAGUGGUUUUGAUCGUGGCCACGGAUCAGGUGGAUUUGGAGGAUCUGGGCAAGGUGGUGGUUAUGGAACCGGCGGUUCAGCUGGAGGUAUUCAUGGAGGAGGUUUAGAUGGAGGUCAUAGUGGUGGAUAUGGAGGUUCUUCACAUAAAGGCUCAGGAGGAUAUGGUGGAGCUCAUAGUGGUGGUUACCAAACUCACGGGUAUUAAUAGGAAUCAUGAUAAAAUAUUUUUUCUAUAAUACAUAAUUUUUACUUAAUUUUUAUUAUUUGUACUUAAAUUUAAAAGGAACAUAUUCAUCAAAUAUAAAAGAAAUAAAUAUUCUUUCUCUGCUUUCAUCAAAUAUUAAUAAAACAUUUUAAAUAUAAUAGUUUGUAUGAUUAUCCAUUAAUUAUGUUCCUAAAAACAAGAACGAUCUGAAUUAUUGCACUACACAGCGACACUAUCAACAUUUAAUACAAAAAAAGAGAAACUUAAAAAGAGUGGCAGGGAGUGAGAAAUGAAGACGUAGUAAAUGGAUUUACACAACAGCUACGAAGAGAGGUGCAAAAAUCCAAAAAUGAGUCAAUCAACGAAUACGUGAGAGAGAAAACAUAUGAGAAAAUCAUUGAUUACUUAUUAUGGGAAGGUGUCUAGAAAAUAACUAAGGUAUAGUAGGUGUGGGUGCCUAUAUUAUUAU